UUUACACUGACACACGACGACGGAGCCUCUCCUGCAGCGCGCGAGCGCACACUAACACACCGCGAAGGUGCUUUGGGAAUUCUGCAGCUUCUCCCAAACAUCUGGAGGUCGUUUUUCAACAUGUAAUCGUUUUACAAGGAACCAACGACAGCAUGCUUCGACUCCACCGGACUUUGGCCUUGUGCUUCUGGUGUCUAAUUCUGCUUCACGAGCAGGCCUCAGCUGAUGAAGAGGGCCUCUGGGGACCGACACCUUCCAGAGAAAAGCCAUCUCAAAAGAAAUCCAGUUCGUACUGGUGGAGUCUGCCAAAGCUCCCGUCUCUUCCUUCACUGCCGUUUCGUCUGCCUUUUUAUCCUGUUGGGGGUAAAAGUCAGCCCACAGAAUUGAACACAACCGGCCAUGACCUGUCAGGCCCAAUCGAUCAAUCCGGGUCUGGAGAUGGGAUCAUAUCUGAAGCCUCUGAACUUCCCACGACUUCUGCUCAGCUCCUAACCGGCGUAACUGAGAUAAUGACGGAAAGUCUUCCAGCAGGAACAUCACAUUCUCCACGCAGCAGAAAUGACAAAGAAACUCUUGUUGCAACCGUUACAACACAUAUCAGAAAUACUCAGAGUCCCACCAGCUCAAGCACGCUAGGACAAAAUGGAACACAGAGACACCAUCCUUCUGACACAAAUGAGUUUUUACAGAAACUGUCUACAACAAUGGCACCGGAAAACACAGUUGCACCCAUCAAGACAACAACGAACACUCGAAUGGGAAUCACAAACAACCCAACCACGACGUCCCCUGACACCACUUCGGUGAAAGCACAAGACUCAGCAGAAAGUCAACCCACUCAGAGCACCAGUUUGGGGACCACCACCACCACCACUGCCAGUGGAAAGAUUACUGCCCUGAAAGCAGAAGACUACGGAGAUCCACACCACACACGCACCAUGGAUGACUGGCUGCAUAAAAGUGGAGGCCAGAAUGACCCAUUUGACAGAACUAAGGCGGAUGAGAAAGAUGCGGCCCCGUACGGUUAUACAACGGACGUUUCAUCGCCACUAACAGCGUCUCAACCAGGAGAAACCGUGGAGAGUUCACAAAAACUUCAAACAGAGGCCUGGGUGUCAAACCUGACGACUGGGGCUGUCACGUUCCUUCCAGACUGCAAUAAAGAACAACCCGGGGCCUGCAACUUCUCGGGGGACUGGGAAUCGACGUCUUCGGACAUGAAGACCAACACGAGCACAAACCAAUCGAGCAGCACUUCUGUAUUCUCGUCUCCUCUCAUGUUGGUUCCGUUAUACACGGACUGGAACAGCGCCAUGGCAGCCUGGGGCCUAGCAUGGGAGGCGCACGUGUAUGGCGCCGGUUGCAUCUUUGCGAUGCUAACGCUAGCAUCAGCCCUAAACCUUCUCUGCUUGCCUUUGAGGUGUCCAUCUGGUUGUGGCUAUUUUGGUCUGGUCAGUCUGUUUCUACUGGCCGCCGGGGGUACCAGAUCCUUCUCGCUAUUAUACGACGCAUACGGCCACCAGGACCGCUUGCCGUCCACCGCGGCUUUGUUGAUGCUCUACGAGGCACCGUUCCCUUGCCUGACGGCGGCAUUCGGCUUGGUUUUCCUUCUGCUUUCCAUGCGCUCAAGGAUGCAGCUGUCCUACUCUGCCUUUCAAAGACCCUGCUUCUUAGCCUGUUUGGUUGCCUUGCACUUUGCUGCUGCCUUCGGUCCAGGAACCCUUCUGAGGUUCUACCAGCAGAAACCUUCGCUUUGCCUGUUCCUGUCGCUCAUCUCCCGGGGAGCUUUUGUAGCCCUUGCCACCUUCCUGUCCAUCGCUUAUUUUGUAUUCUACGUCUACGUGCGAGCAGACUCCAAGCACAUCUACCACCUGAACAACACUUCUCCCACCCCAGCCGAGCGCUACAAUCGUUGCCCGUUCGCCGAGAGCCGCGACUGGGAUCGCGCAGCCGUUACGGUUUUUUUAUCUGCAUUGUUUUGUUUGGCCUGCGCGGGACUUCAGCUGUACGCUAUCCUCAAUGCUACGGGGGUCACCGGGGGAGAAGAAGUCUUCCGCCCGUGGUGCUGGUGGGCUUUUCAAUUCAGCUGCAGACUGUGUGAACUGGGUGUUUGCCUCACCCUGGCGCUGGUAGUGGCGCUACCCGUCUACUGCUCUGAUCAGCUACCGUCAACCGGAAGCUGUUGGACUGAACUGCUGGCAUCUAAAGCAGUAAUCCUGCCAGGUAACUGCCAGUGGAGCUUCGGCCAGCAGGAGAAACUUGCCAUUGUGGACACGGUCGGCCUUGGCGAGACAGAGAGCCUUCCUCUCUACACACUGAUGGACGAUAGGUUGUCUAGCAGUCUAAAUGGGCUGGACUUCCUGUACCAUAGCAACAGGGCGCUGGCCUAUCGAGAUCUUGAAGUAAAUUCUGACAUCAAGGACUCGCAGAAUCUUGGUGGUGGAGAGCCGUCAGGUGGAUCCUCCUUCACGAGUGACUCUACAACAGACCUGAGGCCGCCUUCACCCAUCAAUCUACGUCGCAGCAUCGACGAGGCGCUCUUUGGCGAGGCGCUUUUUCCCAUGAGCCUCUUUAGCACAACCAGGCCCACGGAGAGUAGCGACUUAUCCGUUAACAACCACUCCGCACUUCCCGGCCUCUGUCAUCCCCUCUCAGAUGAUCCCGCCCUAUACCGGACCUCCUCUUGCACAGACAUAUCAAAAGCAGGAAAGAUUUUUGUCCGGGGUCCUCCAUCUCCAUCCCUGUCCUCUUCCAGUUGCUCGUCUCCAGAGCGCUGGAGGGGGAGUUCCUCGUCCAGCUCCCCGUAUCGAGCCUCCAUUGGGAACUCAUCACUGGUCCUCUGUCAAAGUCCAGAAGCACAAAUUCGGCAGCAGAGCAACUCGCAGAAGCACUACCAAACGCUGGGCGCCGCCUCGCAGGAGAGCCUGGACCUGGAUAUGUCAUCUGAGGCCGACCGAUCGGUGCAGGAGGAGUUUAUGAGCGCUUGCAGACAAAUUGAUGCUCUCAGUAUCUGCAGUGAGACCAUUGAUUUGUGAUGGACUUGAUGUGGGGACUUCAUGAGGAACGGUCAAGGUUUUUUUAGGAUGGCAGCUUUACAAGUGCAUGGGGUAAAUGAAAGCUGCCAAACAACACAUUUAAUAGGAGCUUCCUUAGAAGGUCAUUAGCGAAUGUCAAUGCAGGUUUAAGUGCCAAAAUGUCCAAAAACAACGAGUAGUUCUUAAGUUUUACACUUUUUCUGCCUAAUAAGACAAAAGAAAAUUGUAAAGAAUAGUCACAAUAACAUACCUAACUUAAUGAUGGUUAUGUAUUACUGCAUUUGUGUAUUAGCAAGCACUUAAAAAAGAAACCUGCUGAAGUUCAGCACAAAAGUGAGUAAACUGCGUCCUCUGCUGGCCAUUCCUUUAAAUAUUUAUACAUGAACUGCAAUCCUCUGCUUACUAAUUUAUAUAUGCGAAAUGCAUACAC
Molecule: messenger RNA, 3465 nt
Organism: Syngnathus typhle (broad-nosed pipefish)
Lineage: Eukaryota; Metazoa; Chordata; Actinopteri; Syngnathiformes; Syngnathidae
Gene: prrt4b
Product: proline rich transmembrane protein 4b
Exons: 5
Coding region: 153-3035 (960 amino acids)
Source: RefSeq, a predicted model, not a curated record